This is a messenger RNA of Marmota monax (woodchuck), 711 nucleotides long. It is a transcript of the gene Il12a, whose product is annotated as interleukin 12A. The transcript is spliced from 7 exons. Gene Ontology annotation, cellular component: extracellular region. The record is from RefSeq and is a predicted model, not a curated record. Gene Ontology annotation, biological process: immune response. Bases 1 to 672 code for a protein of 223 amino acids. Lineage: Eukaryota; Metazoa; Chordata; Mammalia; Rodentia; Sciuridae. Gene Ontology annotation, molecular function: growth factor activity; interleukin-12 receptor binding.
AUGUGUCCAUCAGCGCGCAGCCUCCUUCUCCUGGCCUCCCUUGUCCUCCUGGAGCAUCUUGGUUCUGCCAGGAACCUCCCCAGGAGCACCCCAGUCCCAGCAGUGUCCCAGGAGUGCCACAACCUCUCCCAAACCCUGCUGAGCACUGUGGACAGUGCCCUACAGAACGCCAUAGAAAUCCUAGAGUAUUAUCCCUGCAGUGCUGAAGAGGUCAAUCAUGAAGAUAUCACCAAGAACAGAACCAACACAGUGAAGGCCUGCUUGCCCCAGGAACUAGCCCAGAAUGAAAACUGCCUGGCUUCCAGAGAGACCUCUUUUAUAAUUAAGAGGAGCAGCCUGACCUCGGGGAGGACCUCCUGGAAUACGACGCUGUGCUUUAGUAGUAUCUAUGAGGACUUGAAGAUGUACCAGCUGGAGCUCAAGGCCAUCAGUGAAAAGCUGUUGAUGGAUCCUAAGGGGCAGAUCUAUGAAGAUAAAGCCCUGCUGGCUGCUGUGGAUUACCUGAUGCAGGCCGUGAAUGUCAACAAUGAGACUGUGCCUCAGACACCUUCCCCUGAAGCACCUUCCCCUAAUUUGUAUAGAACGAAAACCAAGCUCUGCAUACUUCUUCAUGCUCUGCGAAUCCGGGCGGUGACCAUCAACAGGGUGAUGAGCUAUCUGAAUUCUUCUUAGGAAGCUGAGGGGCCUCCCAGCCUAGUGUCUUUUGCAUAA